Quercus lobata is the source of this 530-nucleotide messenger RNA. Its product is annotated as probable histone H2A.3. The record is from RefSeq and is a predicted model, not a curated record. Gene Ontology annotation, cellular component: nucleosome. Gene Ontology annotation, molecular function: protein heterodimerization activity; structural constituent of chromatin; DNA binding. NCBI's taxonomy places the organism in Eukaryota, Viridiplantae, Streptophyta, Magnoliopsida, Fagales, Fagaceae. The transcript is spliced from 2 exons. Bases 129 to 530 code for a protein of 133 amino acids.
UCUGAGAGCACCCCAACUCAUCUUCUCUCACAUUCCACACUAUUCAAAGAAACUCACACACGCAUUCAGUUCCUUCUCAAACCUCCUUCAAUUUCCAAAAGUCCCUUUUGUCUCUCUCGCUUUCUUCAAUGGCCGGAAGAGGCAAAUCUCUCGCCGCAGGCACCGCCAAGAAGAGCACAUCUCGGAGCAGCAAGGCCGGUCUCCAGUUCCCCGUCGGCGGUAUCGCCCGUUUCCUCAAAACUGGCAAGUACGCCGAACGCGUCGGCGGUGGCGCCCCUGUCUACCUCGCCGCCGUCCUCGAGUAUCUCGUCACCGAGGUUUUGGAAUUGGCUGGGAAUGCAGCGAGAGACAACAAGAAGACACGCAUAGUGCCACGUCAUAUCCAGUUAGCGGUGAGGAACAACGAGGAACUGAGUAAGCUUCUUGUGUCUGUGACCAUCACAAACGGUGGCGUUUUGCCCAACAUUCACAACAUGCUAUUGCCUAAGAAAGCCAGCAUCGGUUCCAAAAGCAGCCCAAUCGAUGACUAG